Messenger RNA from Didymodactylos carnosus, 396 nucleotides. The record is from the annotation of a GenBank genome assembly. Lineage: Eukaryota; Metazoa; Rotifera; Eurotatoria; Philodinida; Philodinidae.
AUGGCAUUAAGUAAUGAUGAAUUGGCAUGUGUCUAUGCAGCACUCAUAUUAGCUGAUGAUAACGUUGCUGUAACUGGCGAUAAAAUAUCAACUCUAUUAAAAGCAGCAAACUACGAAAUUGAACCAUAUUGGCCAGGUUUAUUUGCCAAUGCUUUGGAAGGAUUAAAAAUUCAAGAUUUAAUCAAGAAUGUUGGCUCAGCAUCUGCUGCAGGCCCAGCAACAACCGCGGCAGCACCAGCAGCCGGUGGUCCACAAAAAGAUGCUCCAGCUAAAGAAGACAAAAAGCCAGCCAAAGAAGAGAAAAAAGAGGAAUCAGAAGAUGAAGGUGAUAUGGGUAAGCAAUUUACUGCUUCAACUUUCACAUUUGCUUUAAGCGCAUUUUAUUUAUCGUUUUAG